Messenger RNA from Amphibalanus amphitrite, 3258 nucleotides. Its product is annotated as AFG3-like protein 2. Gene Ontology annotation, molecular function: zinc ion binding; ATP binding; metalloendopeptidase activity. Gene Ontology annotation, cellular component: membrane; m-AAA complex. The transcript is spliced from 16 exons. The coding region runs from base 527 to 2881 and encodes 784 amino acids. Lineage: Eukaryota; Metazoa; Arthropoda; Thecostraca; Balanomorpha; Balanidae. The record is from RefSeq and is a predicted model, not a curated record. Gene Ontology annotation, biological process: mitochondrial protein processing; protein-containing complex assembly.
GACAAGUUUACAUAUCAAGUCAAAAUUUAAACCAUGUUCAAACCGCUGACAGAUUUUGCUUCCAUUUCAGGAAAGACUGUGUGAAACAAGUCAAAUCUAACGUAGAGUGACCGAUUUCAUCGCUGGAAUGCAAGUGACACAAUACAAAUGUGUCAGUAUUACUCGGUACUCGAGCGUGAAAAGGCUCAUAAUACUUGCAACUAGACUAUUGUCACAUCAAUUUUGACUCUAUUUUCUAUCUUCAAUACAUAAUUAUGAUGCACAUAAUACCUAGUUGUACAAAUUAAGAUCACACCACAGCAUUCGAACGACUUCUUUCGAAUAAUGCGCUGUUUUCGCACACAGCAAGGAAGCUGCUGUCGAACACAUUGAUUUAUCUACAAAAACGACGCAUAUGUUACGUUUCCAAAAAUUCGCUUCCAUUGUUUUUACAUACUGCACUUUCUCUGACGACAGAGCGAUUGAGAAUAUUGUUGUUAUGUAACUCAAGUUAGGUGGUCAUUUAAAAUACAUCGUAUAUUUUGAUAUGGCUUACAGGAUAUUAGGAACAUGCCGCUUACUGGGAAGAUCAGUCCCUACAAGAUAUGACAAUACUACUGUAGUGCCACUCCGUCUGUCGGCGCGCACGUUGGCCUGGGUCUCCUCCGGCGCAGAGGGGCUCCUCGGAGGCCGCCUGCGCCGCUGUAAGCCGCCACCCGAGGGAUUCGAGAAGUACUUCAAACCCAAGAAUGGCGCCAAGGAGGCCGAGGGGAAGGCCAAGGCACCGCCGCCGCCGCCCAAACCGUCCCGUGGGGCCGCUGGCGCACCUCGGAAGGAGCAGAUCAAGGACCCCAUGUGGUCGUUCAAAAUCAACUUUGGCGGACCGGGCAUGAAAGGCGGUAAGCCGGGCGACCCGGGUGGCGGCGACCAGGCCCGGCUGGUGCUGUACGUGGUGGCCGGCUGCACGGCCAUCGGCCUACUGGCCGCCAUGUACGACGUCGGCUACAAGGAGAUCACGUGGAAGGAGUUCUCCAACAGCUACCUGAGCCGCGGCGUCGUCGACAAGCUGGAGGUGGUCAACAAGAAGUGGGUGCGCGUGCGCCUCCAGCCCGGCAACAACAUCGAGGGUGCCGCCACGCUCUGGUUCAACAUUGGCUCUGUGGACGCGUUCGAGCGGAACCUGGAGCACGCGCAGACAGAGCUGGGCAUUGAGCCGCCCAGCUUCGUGCCGGUGGUGUACAAACAGGAGCUCGAGGCCAGCGGGGUUCUCGGCUUCCUUCCAACGCUGCUCAUACUCGGGUUCGCCAUCUACAUGUUCCGGCGCGGCGCGAGCGUCAUGGGCGGCGGCGUGGGACCGGGCGGGAAGCGCGGCGGCGGCCUCUUCGGCGGGGUGAUGGAGUCGACGGCCAAACUCAUCAACCCGGACGAGAUCGGCGUUAAGUUCAGGGAUGUAGCCGGCUGUGAGGAGGCCAAAAUCGAAAUUAUGGAGUUUGUGAACUUCCUGAAACACCCACAGCAAUAUAUGGCGCUGGGAGCGAAAAUCCCCAAAGGAGCCAUGCUCACAGGCCCCCCUGGCACGGGUAAGACGCUGCUGGCCAAGGCCACCGCCGGCGAGGCUGCCGUGCCCUUUAUCAGCGUCUCUGGCUCAGAGUUCCUCGAGAUGUUCGUCGGCGUCGGACCCUCCAGGGUACGCGACAUGUUUGCACAGGCGCGGAAGCACGCGCCCUGUAUCCUGUUCAUCGACGAGAUUGACGCUGUGGGUCGGAAGCGCGGCGGUCGCAGCAUCGGCGGCGCCUCCGAACAGGAGAACACGCUGAACCAGCUGCUCGUCGAAAUGGAUGGUUUCAACACGACUACCAACGUAGUGGUUCUGGCGGCCACCAACCGUGUGGACAUCCUGGACAGCGCUCUGAUGCGACCCGGCAGGUUCGACCGGCAGAUCUACGUGCCGGCGCCGGACAUCAAGGGUCGCGCGUCCAUCUUCAAGGUUCACCUGAAGGAGCUGAAAACGGACAUCGAUAAGGAGGAACUAGCUCGGAAAAUGGCCGCCCUCACUCCAGGCUUCACAGGCGCUGACAUUGCUAACGUGUGUAACGAGGCGGCGCUGAUCGCCGCAAGAGAUCUCAACGAGAGCAUCGUGCUCAAACACUUUGAACAGGCCAUCGAGCGGGUGGUGGCCGGAAUGGAGAAGAAAACUCAGGUUCUCCAGCCAGACGAGAAGCGAACGGUGGCGUACCACGAGGCCGGACACGCCGUGGCCGGGUGGUUCCUCGAGCACGCCGACCCACUGCUCAAGGUGUCGAUCAUCCCGCGCGGCAAAGGUCUCGGGUACGCGCAGUACCUGCCCAAGGAGCAGUACCUCUACACCAAGGAGCAGCUGCUCGACCGCAUGUGCAUGACGCUCGGCGGACGCGUCUCAGAACACAUCUUCUUCAACCGGAUCACGACCGGCGCGCAGGACGACCUCAGGAAGGUCACCCAGAGCGCCUACGCUCAGGUGACCCAGUUCGGCAUGAACGACCGGGUAGGUAACGUCAGCUUCGAGCAGCCGCAGCCUGGCGACAUGGUGUUGGACAAGCCGUACUCGGAGGAGACGGCCCAGCUGAUCGACAGCGAGGUGCGCAGCAUCAUCAGCAGCGCCUUCGACAGGACCAUGCAGCUGCUCACCGAGCACAAGGACGACGUCGAAAAGGUCGCCCAGCGGCUGUUGCAGAAGGAGAUCCUGGCGCGGGACGAUAUGGUCGAGCUGCUCGGGCCGCGGCCCUUCAAGGAGAAAUCCACCUACGAGGAGUUCGUGGAGGGCACCGGCUCCUUCGAGGAGGACACGGCGCUGCCAAAGGGUCUGCAGGGCUGGAACAAGGGCAGUGAACCCACGCCCACUCAGGAAACCAAGGGCGCAUGAGAGUGAUCGGUGUGCGCGCGAGUACGAGUUCGAGAGUGAUCCUAUAGGAGCUGAGCCCUAGUGACUGGCUGUUUUAAGCCGCGCCGGACGAUGUCGGGGGCGGACCGCCACGCGCGGCGCUCACCGGGGGCGUAUAAGGCUGCGGCGCUGCGCAGGCGCGGGUGACGCCCCGUGGCCCAGAGGCACCCGCCGGUGACAGCUAGUCGGCGUCCAGAGACGCGAGUGUGGUUGACGAGUUUCUGUUAAGCUGGGCGAAUGAGAUACAAGCGGUUUUGGUGACGUAUGAGCGUACAGAAGUAGUGUGCAAUUUACCAGCCACUUGCCUGCGCAUUUUUGACUUGUGUUAUGGAACAUGAAUACAUGGAAUGUACGAAAUG